This is a messenger RNA of Corythoichthys intestinalis (scribbled pipefish), 1145 nucleotides long. RefSeq names its product maternal B9.15 protein-like. Gene Ontology annotation, cellular component: nucleus; cytoplasm. The transcript is spliced from 4 exons. Lineage: Eukaryota; Metazoa; Chordata; Actinopteri; Syngnathiformes; Syngnathidae. The record is from RefSeq and is a predicted model, not a curated record. Gene Ontology annotation, biological process: negative regulation of mitotic cell cycle; negative regulation of cell population proliferation. The coding region runs from base 159 to 944 and encodes 261 amino acids.
GCUCCAACAGCAAAUCUGUUUGCUUGAGCUGUUUUUUUCCCUUGUUUUUCUUCUUUAAUUUUACUUUUUGUUGUAGGAGCACCCUACGUGUUUUUAAACACCGUCCCCACAUUUUAGGAGAGCAGCGGUCUUGACCCUCCAGAAUUCAAAACUGCAUCAUGAAGGAAGAAAUAGCCGCUGCUGUGUUUUUUAUGACCCGUUUGGUAAAGCGCUACGGAAGUCUAAACAACGACGGGCGAGAAUGCUUCGCCGCCGCGCUUACAUCGGCCUUGUUGGAGUGCUAUAAGAAUCACUGGUACCCUAACAUGCCUACCAAGGGACAGGCCUACAGGUGUCUGAGAAUGAACCGCAUGCAACCAGAGGAUCCGGUGGUUCAGAAGGCGUGCGAGAGGAGCGGUGUCUGCUACGAGGACCUCGGCCUACCACGGGAGUUCACUGUGUGGGUUGACCCCGGCGAGGUGUCAUGCAGGUACGGUGAACACGGCUCGCCCUUCUGCGUGUCUCUUUUGGACGCCAGGCGGCGUUCUGACGGGAAGUUUACUCGGCGUGUCCAUGAUGCUGUGGAGCGCGCUGGUCUGGAUGUGCCUGAGGAUAGCUCUUCGGAUCACGACGACGAUGACAACGAUGACGAGAAAGAGGACUGUUGCAAUGGCAAUGGCAGCCUGUCUCCGCUUUGCACCGAACCCAGAACUAUCCCGACUGUCAGCAACCCGAACAGCGUCUACCGGUUCAGCGAGUUUGCUUCAGGCGCCCCCCAAACGUGGCUCACCUACCCCAUGAGAAAGCCCUUCGGCGGGGAUGUCUUUCUGCCUCACGCGCCCCUUCCUCCUCCUGCACCGCAGCAGCUGACUGCCACCAAAGGUUUCAAUUCGUACCGGGCCACGUUCACUUUCACCGGGCCUCGUGUGGACAAGUACCACUGGGUCAGCAAAUCCCGCUCAUAGAACUUUUCAGAUUGACUGGAGUGUUUGACUCUUUAAAGGAUAGGUUUUUCACUUAUUGUUCAUGAUUUAAAAUUUUUAAAUGUUUUGAAAUACUCUCGUGCUUUUAAGUCUACCUGUAAAUGUGUUUUUAAACUCCACUUACAUUUAAUAAAGUAACUAAACUGUGAAUUGUUGGUGAAAAGAAAUAAACACUUAAGUUCA